AUGCCAGUUCCCACCGAUGGCCAACAACCACCACCACCGCCACCACACCCAGCCAGCGAUGCCUCCUCCCAUUCCUCCACACCCACACCACCCUCCCCGCCCCCGAACAACAAGUCCAUCUUAAGCUUCCAAGCCUCCAAGGACGUCAAACGCUCCGCCAAACGCUACCGCACCGAAAUCUCCGCCUCCACCUCCUCCAUCCUCUCCACCUUCGCCGCCUUCCCCCUCGACUUCGCCAAAUCCCGCAUGCAGUCCUACGAAACGUCCUUCACGGCGACGAUAAAAGAUGCGUAUAAAAUGGAAGGGUUGCGGGCCUUUUGGAGGGGGGUGGGACCGCCGAUCUUCAGUGUGACGAUUGUCAGGACAAUUUCGUUUAGUUUGUAUCAGAAGACGAAGUAUGCGUUGGAUCGCAGCAUUAUGGAGAUCACGGGGAGUAGUCCGCUUGUUGUGGCGAAUGCGCCGGGGAGCUAUCCCACGCUAUCAACGAUGGCGUGUUUUGGAGGUGCGGGCGCGGCGGCGGGGGCGGUUAUUACGACUAUCAGUUGUCCCUUCGAGCUUACGAAGCUGAACGAGCAACUUGCGGGCAAGAUGGCAAGGGAAGCAGCUCUCAAGAAGUCCCCAAUCCCUGGAAGUGGAGAGGCCAGACCCGUGGUGGAUCUGAAGAGCGGUGGAAGCUGGCAGACUGCAAGAAGGCUGGUGAAGGAUCGUGGACUACAAGGACUGUAUGCCGGGUAUAGGUUGCAUUUGCUGAGGGAUACGAUUGGGACGAGUAUCUACUUCAUGACGUAUGAGAGUGCCAAACAACUGCUGGGCAAUGCGAGGGGCAAGAGUGCGACGAGUCCGUAUGCGGUUGUUGUGGCGGGUGGGCUUUGUGGGAUUGUUAGUUGGGCUUGCAUCUACCCAAUCGAUGUAACGAAGACCGUCUACCAGAAAGCCUUGCUCUCUGCGGGAUCGGAGAAGAGGACGAGGCCGGAUAUCAAGUUCUUCCAGACGGGGUCGUAUCGAGGUCUGGGAGUUUCGGUGUUGAGGUCGUGUAUUAUCAACAUGAUCUUCUUCAGUAACUUUGAGUUUAUCAAGAAGAAUAUCAAUGCUUUGGAGGUAGAUUGA
Messenger RNA from Fulvia fulva, 1107 nucleotides. RefSeq lists its product as uncharacterized. Lineage: Eukaryota; Fungi; Ascomycota; Dothideomycetes; Mycosphaerellales; Mycosphaerellaceae. The transcript has 2 exons. The coding region runs from base 1 to 1107 and encodes 368 amino acids. The record is from RefSeq and is a predicted model, not a curated record. Gene Ontology annotation, biological process: transport. Gene Ontology annotation, molecular function: transmembrane transporter activity.